Messenger RNA from Mercenaria mercenaria, 1162 nucleotides. Its product is annotated as hemoglobin-3-like. The record is from RefSeq and is a predicted model, not a curated record. The transcript is spliced from 4 exons. Gene Ontology annotation, cellular component: extracellular region; hemoglobin complex. Gene Ontology annotation, biological process: oxygen transport. Bases 173 to 697 code for a protein of 174 amino acids. Gene Ontology annotation, molecular function: heme binding; oxygen binding. Lineage: Eukaryota; Metazoa; Mollusca; Bivalvia; Venerida; Veneridae.
GGUAGUUCAGACUUCAUAUCUACAACAGAGUGCUCUAGUUCACAGUAUAUAUUUGUUAACGGUUUAAGGCAAACGCUGAUUUUAUUGUGAGAGCUAUUGAACAAUUAUUUAUUUGGAAUAGCUAUUUAGCAAUUAUUUAUUUGGAAUUUGUUAACUGAUUACAAAAGUUAAAAUGGACAAGGACAUGGACACCCCAGAUCCGGUAACGGGCCUGACAGGAAGAGAAAAGGAUGCUGUAAGAGAAAACUGGAAUAAAAUAGCUUCAUCCUGGAAGACAAAUGGCGUAGACUUCUUUGUCAGAUUAUUCAAGGCGUAUCCAGUUAUACGAUCGUUUUUCAAAACAUUUGAUGGCAUGGAUAUUGAAGAAAUCCGCAAGACACCUAAACUACGGGCACAUGCAAUCAAUUUCAAACAUGGUAUUACCUCCUUUCUUGAUAAUUUGGAUGACACGGAUUGCUUAGUUGUGUUAAUACAGAAACUCACAGCAAAUCAUUUUAGAAGAGAAAUCAAGGUCGAACAAUUUCAGGAUGCUUUUACUUUAUUUGUCAAUUUUGCACAAGAUGUAAGUGACGUUGAUGAAUUGACAGCAAAUGCCUGGAAGAAAACUUUGAAAGUGGUUGCGUCGGUGAUAUCUCAGCACAUGGCAGAGCUGGAACAACAGAAGAUGACAAAUGAACAAAAGCAUGUGACCAAAUGAAAACAUUGCUUAUGGCAGACGGGGACAUCACACAAAAUGUCCUCAUGGAAAUAUUUUUGUAUAGCAAAAGGCCAUUGCGGAAACACCAAGCCAACAUUACGAUUAUCGUUUUAUAAACCCUGAAAUGCCGAGACAUUAAUGCUUGAAGUAAUAGAAAAGAUACGAUUUAUGAACGCACGGAACACUGCGUAGAAAAAAUAAAGUGAAUGAUUUUUGCUAUGUACAAUAUCGUACAUAUGUUUAGCGAUGCAUUAAUACAGGCAGAUGUUUAUCAUUAAAAUAAAACAAUUAAGACGAACAAUGGUUGGAACACGAAGCUGUUUGCACGCGAAAACCGAAAAAUUCAACUUGUUUUACCAAUAAAUUAAAAUCCCAUAAAAUAUCAUGUUUAGUAUUUGCUUUUAUUAUUAAAGCCAGCUGCAACAGCUAAUGUAUGCAUUAUGUUCAUAUAAUUUUGUUUGUAUA